AUGGUAUUUCUAGGCGGCUCUCCUCUUUACUUUGUUCUGAUUAAUGUCUUCCUACUCCUUAUUUUCAACUACUCUCUUUCCAUGAAUGCAUUACUAUUCGAUGAUGCCAAUUACAUCAAUAGGCAUGAUUUCCCAUCGGAUUUUCAGUUCGGUGCCGCAUCAUCUGCCUUCCAGUAUGAAGGUGCAUGGAAUGAAGAUGGUAGAGGCCCAAGCAUCUGGGACACUUUAACUCAUGAACAUCCAGAUGCCAUAGCAGAUAAGUCGAAUGCAGAUGUUACGGUGGAUUUCUAUCACCUCUAUCGGGAGGAUGUCCGCACAAUGAAGGAUAUGGGGAUGACCGCUUUCAGGUUCUCAAUCUCGUGGUCUAGAAUAUUACCUAAUGGCACACUAAGCGGGGGAAUAAACGCUAAAGGCAUCAAAUUUUACAGUGACCUUAUUGAUGAGCUUAUGAGAAAUGGUCUUGAGCCUUUCGCAACUUUAUUUCACUGGGAUACUCCCCAAGCCCUUGAAGAUGCUUAUGGGAGUUUCUUAAACUCUAGAAUCGUGAACGAUUUUCGAGACUUUGCAGAUGUGUGCUUUCAGUACUUUGGUGACCGAGUGAAGAACUGGAUGACCAUAAACGAGCCAUUUUCCUAUGUGAUGUAUGGAUAUGGUGAUGGAACCUAUGCGCCAGCCCGAUGUUCGACUUGGCUUGGUUGCAGUGAAGGGGAUUCAUCGACGGAGCCAUAUAUUGUGGGCCAUAAUAUACUCCUUGCUCAUGCAGCAGGAGUUGAUCUGUAUAGGCGAAAAUAUAAGGAAUCUCAAAACGGCACGAUUGGAAUAGCCAUAGAAUUUAUCUGGCCGUUGCCUUACUCCUCACACUUGGAAGAUAUUAAUGCCUCCCAACGAUCUGCUGAUUUCACGUUUGGAUGGUAUAUGGACCCAAUAACCAAUGGCGAUUAUCCAGAAAUUAUGAAAACACUUGUGGGUGAACGGCUGCCGAAAUUUACUGCAACAGAAUCAAAGAUGUUAAAAGGGUCUUUUGACUUCCUGGGAUUAAAUUACUACACUACAGCUUAUGCUUUCAAUGUUCCUCCAGCCGACCCCAAGUAUCUAAGCUAUCAAACUGAUGGUUGCGUCAACACCACCGGUGUUCGAAAUGGCACUGCAAUUGGUACACCGACUGCUUCACCAUGGGUCUAUGCAUAUCCAAUGGGCAUUGGACACGUUUUGAGUUACAUAUAUGGGAAAUACAACAAUCCUCUUAUUUACCUCACCGAGAAUGGAGUUUCCCAGGAGAAAGCCCCAGUAUCGAAGUCCCUCAAUGACACCGACAGAGUGGAAUUCCUCAAAACUCAUCUAUAUUACCUUCACAGAGUCAUGAGAGAGGGCGUAAAUGUAAAAGGAUACUUCGUAUGGUCUUUGCUUGACAACUUUGAGUGGAACUAUGGUUACGCAACCCCAUUUGGAAUUUACUACGUUGAUUUUGAGAUGCAGCCGCGUAGCCAGAGGCGGAUACCAAAGGAAUCAGCUAAGUGGUUGAAAGGCUUCCUAAGAAAUAUAGAUGAUAUGAAGCUUCAUGUGUCUUCUAUGUAG
Molecule: messenger RNA, 1575 nt
Organism: Telopea speciosissima
Lineage: Eukaryota; Viridiplantae; Streptophyta; Magnoliopsida; Proteales; Proteaceae
Product: beta-glucosidase 24-like
Exons: 13
Coding region: 1-1575 (524 amino acids)
Biological process (GO): carbohydrate metabolic process
Molecular function (GO): beta-glucosidase activity
Source: RefSeq, a predicted model, not a curated record